This is a messenger RNA of Babjeviella inositovora NRRL Y-12698, 1780 nucleotides long. RefSeq names its product aldo/keto reductase. The record is from RefSeq and is a predicted model, not a curated record. Bases 444 to 1472 code for a protein of 342 amino acids. Lineage: Eukaryota; Fungi; Ascomycota; Pichiomycetes; Serinales. The transcript has a single exon.
CAAAAGGAGACCUUAAUGGCCUUCAAUUUUUAACACUAACAAAUUGAAAAGCUUCAAAUUGUUCAGAUAUCGGCGCGUCGCAUACUUGGUGCAAACACGCUCUACGUUGGAAAGGAAAUCAGCCCUAGCUAGCCUUAUUGAUUCAUCUUUAGCUUAGUCUAUAUAAAUCGUACACUUCGAAGAAUAUCCAUGGUGUAGCAUACUAUGGAAUAAUCAACUUCAAAUCCGUCUGGUUUCUGACUGCAACGUGCCGCAAGAUAAGGCGAAAAAACCUGGGGAAAGCUCCCUGGAUCUUGCUUACUAAUCCAUCACUACUUUUCAUCUCCAUUUCAUCCUCUUUUCAUCUCCAUUCAAUCCCCUUUAAAUUUCUUCUUUUCACCCCCCAUUCGUAUUUUUCUUUAUUUCACCAUUGUCAAAUCAUACUCAACAGUAAGCUCGUUGCAAUGUCUGUUGAAGUUCCCUACACCAAGCUCGGAAAGUCGGGGUUAAAAAUCUCCCGCGUCAUUGUCGGAUGCAUGUCCUAUGGUACCAAAGCCUGGGCCAACUGGGUCAUCGAAGACGAAGAGGUAAUCUUUGGUAUCUUCAGCAAAUGUUACGCUGCGGGUAUCAGGACGUUUGACACCGCAGAUGUUUAUUCCAACGGCAAGUCUGAGGAACUCUUGGGAAAGUGGAUCAAGCAGUACAACAUCCCAAGAGACCGGAUCGUCAUCUUGUCCAAGUGCUACUUCCCGGUGGACACCAAUAUCCCGGGAUUUAACCUUAAUACCCGAGGAAAUUUCCCAAAGGUGGACUACAUCAACUCGCAGGGUCUUUCUCGCAAGCACAUCUUUGACGCUGUGGAGGCCACGGUCCAAAGGUUGGGAACCUACAUGGACGUGUUGCAGGUGCACCGCUUGGACCAAGAUACUCCCAGCGAGGAGAUUAUGAAGGCAUUGCACGACGUUAUCGGGUUGGGGCACACCCGAUACAUUGGAGCCUCAACCAUGAAGGCUACCGAGUUUGCCGAGUUGCAAUUCGUGGCCGAGAAGAACGGCUGGACCAAGUUCAUCUCCAUGCAAAACUACUACAACUUGCUCUACCGUGAGGAAGAAAGAGAGAUGAUUCCAUUCUGCAACCGGUCCGAAGUGGGGCUCAUUCCGUGGUCGCCAAACGCCAGAGGUAUCUUGACUCGUCCUGCGUCUGCCCAGUCCGAUAGAACGCAAUCUGAUAGGACCAUGACCUUGUUGGGAUUGGACAGUUUGACGGAGGCCGAUUCGGAAAUCUUGAAGCGCGUAGAAGAGGUGGCCAAGACCAAGAAUGUUUCAAUGGCCACGAUUGCUACCACAUGGGUGUUGUCUAAGGGUGCUUCUCCUAUUGUCGGACUUUCAUCGGAGGCCAGAGUGGAUGAUAUUCUUCAGGCAUUCACCGUGACGCUAGAUGAUAAGGAGCUUGAGUACUUGGAGGCUGCUUACCAGCCAAAGCGUGCGAUAUAAGAGCAAAUUCCUAACGAGGGUGAUCUCACGUGGUUUAUAGUUUUUGUCGAAAUACUUGUGCUUGCUUGUAUACGUAGGUACGCUAGGACCAUAGGCUAAACAUGCAUGGCCUGAAACAUCCCUCUCGAGUGUAGAAUGAAAUGCAGGUUAGAAUAUAGAGGGAAAGUUGGCAAGGCUAAUCUGGAGUGGGAAUAUUUGCCUUGUCGCGGAGUAUCCCUUUGGCUGACUUCGAAUGGUAUGGGUGGGCACCUUAGCUAAAUAACCACACCUGGAUAGAGGCGGAUCGUACUGUUAAUUUAAUUUUAAUC